AUGCCGGUCCCGGUGCUCCUGGCGCUGUGCAUCGCCCUUACGGACGCCCUGACUGCCUUCCCCCCGAAGUUUCUGGUGGGGAACCUGAACAAGGACGUGGUGGUGAAAUGCAACACCUCGAAGCCGCGGGUGACCUGGAUGCAGAACGGGGAGCCGGAGCCCAUGGCUGAGCUCGUGGCCGAGGGACAGACUCUCACCAUCAUCGGCUUGGACCUGCCGGCCACCGGCAACUACAGCUGCUGGGCUGGCGGCGUCCUGCUGGACAGCACCUACGUGGUGGUCGGGGACAGCGGAGAGGAGGGCAGGGACGCCUCCUGCCAGGCCGACUCCUACCGCGGCUCCUUCCGCUGCUCCUGGACGGGGCCCCACUCUGCCGUCUUCCGCGCCCGCCUCACACACAGCGACGGCUCCGUCGGGGACUGGGUGCCAGCAGCGGGGCACGGCGGGCAGUUCAACGCCAACUUCACGGACCCCUCCUUCUGCCCCUUCGCAGAGGAGCUGCGCCCUCUGCAGCUGCGCUUCGAGGGGAUCUCAGACACCUCCUUCCUCAACUUCUCCAUCCACUUCUUUGUCCGUGAUAUUGUGCGGCCCGACCCCCCGCAGGCGCUGACCGCCCACCUUCAGGAGGGGCGGCUCCACCUGGCCUGGGCCCCCCCGGCCUCCUGGCCACUCCCCAAGUCCUACUUCGCCCUCCUCUACCGGCUGCAGUACGAGCUCCCCAACGGCACCAAGGUUGAUGCUUUCGUGGAGGGCACGGAGAAGACGAGCCUGCAGGAGCGCGUGCGACGGGUGCGCAUCAGCUGCCAGGACCCCUACAGCUACACCAACAGCUCCUGGAGCCCCUGGAGCGGAUGGCGGGAGGUGGACGCAGCCUGGCUGCAGCGGGGCUGA
Molecule: messenger RNA, 891 nt
Organism: Lagopus muta (rock ptarmigan)
Lineage: Eukaryota; Metazoa; Chordata; Aves; Galliformes; Phasianidae
Product: interleukin-12 subunit beta-like
Exons: 6
Coding region: 1-891 (296 amino acids)
Cellular component (GO): membrane
Molecular function (GO): cytokine receptor activity; protein binding
Source: RefSeq, a predicted model, not a curated record